UCCUGCUCUGACUCCCUCACGCGCUUCUCCGUGUCCUGAAGCCUCUCGUCUCACCUCAGUACCAGCAGCCAUGGCCGAGAUAAAAACAGGCAUCUUCGCUAAAAAUGUCCAGAAAAGGCUAAAUCGAGCGCAGGAAAAGGUACUGCAGAAACUCGGGAAGGCUGACGAGACGAAAGAUGAGCAGUUUGAACAGUGCGUCCAGAACUUCAAGAGGCAGGAGUCUGAAGGAUCGCGGCUGCAGAGGGAGAUGAAGGCGUACCUGGCAGCUGUGAAAGGAAUGCAGCAGGCCUCCAUGAACCUGACCGAGUCGCUGCAUGAGGUGUACGAGCCGGACUGGUACGGGAAGGAUGACGUCAUGACCGUCGGGAAGAGCUGUGAUGCACUCUGGGAGGAUUUCCAUCAGAAGCUGGUCGACUCGUCCCUCAUCACCCUGGACACCUACCUGUCGCAGUUCCCCGACAUUAAAACUCGCGUUUCGAAGAGGAGCAGGAAGCUCAUCGACUACGACAGCGCCCGACACCAUUUAGAGACCCUGCAGGCUUCCACCAUAAGAAAUGACCGUAAACUUUCCAAGGCGGAAGAGGAGCUUAAAAAAGCACAGAAGGUGUUCGACGACUUCAACGUGGACCUGCAGCAGGAGCUGCCGACCCUGUGGGACAGUCGAGUGGGCUUCUAUGUGAGCACCUUCAAGAACGUCACGCACCUGGAGGCCAAGUUCCACAGAGAAAUCUCCGUGCUCUGCCACAAGCUGUACGAGGUGAUGAACAAACUCGCAGAGCAGCAUUCGGACAAGAUGUUCACCAUCCAGGGAGCUCCUAGCGACUCCGGCCCCCUGCGCUUCGCCAGGACGCCCACGCCCCCGGACGAGUCCCCGCCCGAGAGCCCCGAGGACAGUCCCAACCACACGCUGGCGCCCGGCCCGCACCGACCCAAGUCCCCCUCACUGCUCAAGAAGGGGCCGCCGGUGCCCCCCCCUCCCAAAAUCACGCCCACCACGGAGCUGCACCAGGAGCAGAUCAUCAGCCUGUUCGACAACAACUUCGCCCCCGACGCCGCCUCCGCCCCCGCCACCGCCGCACAGGCGAUUGACUCCCUGCUGGAUAUGGACUUCGACCCGUUCAAACCUGACUCCGCUGCCCCGAUCGGACAGUCUCAGUCACCCAUGUCCCAGACCCUGCCCUGGGACUUGUGGACGGCUCCCGCUGCUGAGGCUGUCCAGCCUGGCGCCAGCGACUGGGCCGCCGACUUCAGCGGCCUGGGGGCGGGACAGGAGGCCGCCGCCGCCGCCGCCGACGCCGGAGAGGCCGGAGCGGCCGGAGCGGCGGAGGCGCCGGAUUGGCCGCCGGCGGAAGGCUGGGGGACGGAGGCCGCGGCGGCGCCGCUGGCGGAGAGCGCAGAGGCCGUGACCAUCGAGAUCGCCGAGACCAAAAUGACCGAGGCUGAGACCGCCGAGACCGAGACCAAAAUGGCCGACACGGAGACCGCAGAGAUCGAGACCGCCGCCGAGGACGCGAGCGUCGAGGUCGAGACCGCCAAAGCCGAGGUGUCCAACAAUGCACUUAAUGGAGUCACGCAGCCUGAGGCGGGUGCCGCCGCGGUUUCUGCCGAUUCUAACCAGGGUGCGCUCGAGGCGACGUCUGAGCCGGAGGCUGCGGCCCCUGAGGCCGAAACAGAGGCCGCGCCCGAACCCGUGUCCGAGACGGGCGAGGCCCAGGAGCCGCCAGCCGCUGCCGAGGCUUCUGAAACCAGCCCGACCGCGGAAAAACCUGCGGACACCACUGAGGCGGAGGUAGCAGAGCCCGUGGUGAGCCCGGAGGCAGAGUCCCCUGAGAUAACUCCGCCCACUGACGCUGAGAAACAGCCCUGUGAUGAAGCUGCCCUGGAAACGGCUACAACCGAGGAGGUCGAGGUGGGGUCCCCUACCGCAGAGGCUCCGGCCCCAGCAGAGGACAAGGAGUCCCCAAAAGAGCAGACUCUGACUGUAGAGCCAGAAGGGGGGGAGGAAGGCAAACAGGAAGGGGCUGAAGAGACUGAGGCAAAGGAGGAAAAGAUGCCUAUCCCAUCAGUGGUGAUCGAACCUGCUUCCAGCAACGAGGGUGACGAUGACCGCGACGGCGACAUCACUUCCCCCACUGUGUCCACUGGCAAUGGGGUGACCCCUGAGAGUCAGCCAGGGCCCCCUGGGAUGCCCCCUGGAUUCCUCUAUAAGGUGGAGGCGCUGCACGACUUUGAGGCGGCCAACUCCGACGAGCUAGAACUGAAGAAGGGGGACGUGGUGCUGGUGCUCCCCACAGAGAACAUGGAAGAUCAGGAUGCCGGCUGGCUCACAGGAAUCAAGGAAUCUGAUUGGCUCCAGCAGGGAGGCACGGCCCCAAAAGGCCUUUUUCCGGAAAAUUUCGUCCAGCGCUCGGAGUGAGAAGCUGAGCCGCGAAACGGCAGUUGGCGAGAACCCAGUGACUUCCAGACCGGACCGGGCAUUUCAGCCCGCUACCGCCCGUACAGACGAAAAGGCUUUAUCAGGCAGACGCGGGUUCGUUUUUUUAAUUUAUUUUAUUUGUAAAGGAAAUGAACAGUGAUCAAAGAGAAUGACCAGCUGUGUGGACUUAACGGCCAACCGCCCUCAGAAACAAGUCGUUGAGUGUUUUCGUUUGUAUACCUGUAAGCGGCGAAUAAAUUUGGUGUGUGCUUUGUUGGAGCUACGACGACGUCCACAUUUAAUCCCUGUCUGUUAAAGGAAAACAAGAAAGUGAAAUUCCUUCUUUGAAAAACGAUGACCUUAUCUUCCCUACACUAAGUGUGUUGUAUAAAUUUGGUUGUUCGAGGAUGCAGCGGAUUUUUUCAGCCCUUGAUAUGAGUAGUGGUACGACCUAUUUAAAAAGUUUGAAAGUGUUACAUGAAUUUUUUUUCAGUGUUUUAUUUCUGACAUCAAUGUUACAUUGUUGCAUCAUUGUUAACGUUCCUCUGUAGUUUCAUGGCUGAAUGUGUACGGCUAAGAUGAUAUUUGGUACACUUGGUGUUGAUUUUGUUAAUGGACAAGACUUGCUACUCUUUUGCCAAAAAAAUUAUAUAUAUAUAUAUAUAUAUAUAUAUAUACAUUAUGAAAUGAAAUUUACAAAAAAAUUAUUAUAAACCAAGCUGUUAACGAAAUAUCUUUGAGAGGAAAAAAUGCAACUGUGGACCAAGCAGAUGAAACUUUUCAAACAUAAUCUCAAUACAAGCUCCUUACCUGAACAUGAGAGAGAAAAAAAUAUAUAUAUACCUUCACAUAAAUAUUUACCAGCACAUGAAAUAUAUAAUUCAAACCGGGUCAUCCUAUGGAAUUGUAUAAAGGCAUUCAUUUAUGAAUAACAGCAAUUAUGCAUAAUAAUAUAUUCACCUUUGCAUUUCUUUGAAGUCAAAGAUCACAGGAAUGGUGCUAGGGUGAAAAAUCAAGUAUGCAAUACAUGUAACCAUUGAUAUUGUUUCCAUAGUUGCACUGUUCAGUUUUCAAGAAGUCCAAUGGCAUUUCAGUGUACGUGCAGUCAGUGCUCACAUUAGAUUUUUUUUGUUUUUGUUUUUUUUUGUAAUGUACAUAUCUGUGGUUAUUUAUCUAAAGGUAAAUAAAGAAUAGUUACUAAUUAUA
Molecule: messenger RNA, 3622 nt
Organism: Anguilla anguilla (European eel)
Lineage: Eukaryota; Metazoa; Chordata; Actinopteri; Anguilliformes; Anguillidae
Product: amphiphysin-like
Exons: 26
Coding region: 71-2416 (781 amino acids)
Biological process (GO): synaptic vesicle endocytosis
Cellular component (GO): plasma membrane; synaptic vesicle; cytoplasm
Molecular function (GO): phospholipid binding; protein binding
Source: RefSeq, a predicted model, not a curated record